Messenger RNA from Myotis myotis, 1319 nucleotides. It is a transcript of the gene PRR7, whose product is annotated as proline rich 7, synaptic. The transcript has 3 exons. The record is from RefSeq and is a predicted model, not a curated record. Bases 354 to 1163 code for a protein of 269 amino acids. NCBI's taxonomy places the organism in Eukaryota, Metazoa, Chordata, Mammalia, Chiroptera, Vespertilionidae.
GUCCGCUUCCCGGGGCUGCUGUCGCCUCCCCCCGGCCGGGGGCUUUGUCCGCGGGGCCCGCGCCGCUCUCCCGGAGCCAGGACGACGAGCUCGAGGAAGAUGCCUGGGCCCGUCCCGCGCGGCCCCGGGUGAGGCCUGCCCGCUCGCCCGCCGGCACCAUGGGAAGGAGCGGGCACCGGUACUGCUGCCCCCCGCCGGCGCGCGCAGGACUUGAGCCUCGCCGCAGGCAGCCCCCGGCCGCAGGUCCCCAAGUGACGCUGGCGGCUCCUGGGAGCGUGGCGCGGGCCCGGGGCCACGUAGAGGAGCCCAGUGUCCAGUGAAGCUGCCGAGGACCCGCCGCCCGCGCCGCCGCCAUGGUUAUGUCCCAGGGCACCUACACGUUCCUAACGUGCUUCGCUGGUUUCUGGCUUAUCUGGGGGCUCAUCGUCCUCCUGUGCUGCUUCUGCAGCUUCCUGCGCCGCCGCCUUAAACGGCGCCAGGAGGAGCGACUGCGUGAGCAGAACCUGCGCGUCCUCGAGUUGGAGCCCCUCGAGCUUGAGGGCAGCCUGGCCGGGAGCCCCCCGGGCCUCGCGCCUCCGCCACCACCGCACCGCGGCCGCCUGGAAGCGCCGGCGCACGCGCACCAACACGUGCACGUGCACCCGCUGCUGCAUCACGGGCCGGCACAGCCCCACGCGCAUCCGCACACACACCACCACGCACUGCCGCACCCGCAGCCGCCGCACCUCUCCGUUCCGCCCCGGCCCUGGAGCUACCCGCGCCAAGCAGAAUCGGACAUGUCCAAGCCUCCGUGCUACGAAGAGGCGGUGCUGAUGGCCGAGCCGCCGCCACCCUACAGUGAGGUGCUCACGGACACCCGCGGCCUCUACCGCAAGAUCGUCACGCCCUUUCUGAGCCGCCGCGAAAGCGCAGAGAAACAGGAGCAGCCGCCGCCCAGUUAUAAGCCGCUGUUCCUGGACCGAGGCUACACGUCGGCGCUGCACCUGCCCAGCGCCCCGCGGCCCGCGGCGCCCUGCCCUGCGCUCUGCCUGCAGGCGGACCGAGGCCGCCGGGUCUUCCCCAGCUGGACCGACUCGGAGCUCAGCAGCCGCGAGCCGCUGGAGCCCGGAGCUUGGCGCCUGCCGGUCUCCAUCCCCUUGUUUGGGAGGACUACAGCCGUAUAGAGGGGUGCCUGGCGACCCGAGCCCCAACAGUAGACUCCUGGCCUGACUGAGAGGCUUUUUAAAUACUUCCCUUGGACUGUGGGGGGUGGGAGGGAUUUCUUACCCCAUUUGUUACAUUUUGAGGAUAAUAAAGGUGUGUGAUCUGGUUUGGUACAA